This is a messenger RNA of Penicillium nucicola, 1140 nucleotides long. RefSeq lists its product as uncharacterized. The record is from RefSeq and is a predicted model, not a curated record. The transcript has a single exon. NCBI's taxonomy places the organism in Eukaryota, Fungi, Ascomycota, Eurotiomycetes, Eurotiales, Aspergillaceae. The coding region runs from base 1 to 1140 and encodes 379 amino acids.
AUGCCUGGAUGCAUCGGAUCCGGCCUAUCUAUUGUCCACACCGCGCUCAAAACCUUUGUUGAAAAUCCCACGCGACUCGAUAUUGACCGGUCGCGUUUCGACAGACGCGCACCGUCGCACACGUCUUGUCAGUCGCACAAUUCAACACGAUCUCAAAGCCCUUGCGGUACUUCCGAGAUGGAGCAACGCCGUGAUCGUCGGCAAUGGCAACUGGAGAAGGAUCAUGAAGCUUCACGACCCGAUCGGCAAUUUGACGUCCAGGUCGACGAACUAGAAGCGUGCAUAAUUGAAGGAAUCGAAAAUCGAAAGUUUGCCGUUCCCGACGGCACAAAUAUGCACAAUCUCGCCCGAGACACAGUGAAGAAGAACUGGAUAAAGCAAGGAAUAUGGAAUGAACCAUGGAAGAACAUGCCUGAAACGCGGUGGAUGCACGAAGAGUCACGUGACAUGUCAUCCGCGUCCGAGACAGACAGUAGCACAGCACUCAAGCUCAACUUGUUUUCUCCCCUGGAAAAAGCAGAGUCUUGGUCCAAUCAACCAUAUAACGGCAGCAUAAUACAACAGCGCGUUGAGCGACGAGCAAGACAGAAGCACAAAAACGAGGCAUCACGCCCAUUCCAUCAGUUCAUCUACCAAAUAUCAAAGGAGCGGGAACAACUUCAAAAUGGCUCUCCAGAUGAUACUGUUCUUGUUUCUUCCCCUCUGGACAUCAACACCAACGCUUAUAAUAACGUGAAACGUACCUGGGUCAAAAGAGGCAUAUGGAACGAAAAAUGGGGCAUAUUGCCAGGAAUGUUAUGGAAGCACGAAGGACGUUUACAGAUGCCUGACACGGAAUUAGGUUUGAGCCAAACAGAGAUCACGGAGAAUGGUACCAGUAAUUUGAUUACUGUGCCUUCGGUUUUUGACGGUUCUGUUCCUCUUGAAACAUAUGGUCAUUUUCCGGAAGGCGGUCGGAGAGCUCGUAAGAGGAACAGGGCUGGCGCAAACUCCGACGACAGAAAGAGCUCAAGGAUCGAAAAGCAUAAUUCUAGCAACCGAUUAGAUACGAAUGAUCAAGGAACUCGAGGUACUGGGACACGUAGAAGCAGACGUUUACAAAACCAGCCUGCAAGCUUCAAUGGACCAGAACUUAUGUGA